Molecule: messenger RNA, 1223 nt
Organism: Mangifera indica (mango)
Lineage: Eukaryota; Viridiplantae; Streptophyta; Magnoliopsida; Sapindales; Anacardiaceae
Exons: 7
Coding region: 12-1178 (388 amino acids)
Source: RefSeq, a predicted model, not a curated record
UUGCUCAAUUCAUGGCACUGAAAAUAACAAUUGGGUUCUACCACCUUUUCUUCCUAAUAAUUCUACAAGUUAUCAAUGGGUUUGAAGGACAAAAGGGUUUUGAAGAUCUUGAUAUAGAUCAGCAACUCAAGAUUUUGAACAAGCCAUAUAUCAAAAGCAUUAAGAUUGAAGGAGAUACAUUCGAUUGUGUCAAUAUCACAAAGCAACCUGCUUUUGAUCACCCUUCACUGAAAGGCCAUGAAAUCCAGAUGAACCCUAGUUCAUCCUUGAAAGACAUGGUACCUGCAACUUCACCAUCAACCAAGAAAUAUGUUGGAAUAAAAAUUACAGAUUGCCCAUUUCAAACUGUUCCCAUCAGGAGGACACUCAAGGAAGAUUUAGUGAGGCUUAAAACGUUUAUGAAGAGCGCCAGAAUGAAAAAUGUUCAUCCAAACAUUGCAAGGCCUCCUGGUUUCCAUUAUGCAACAUUAAUACUGCGAAGCAUUCCAAGUAAAAGGUAUUUUGGAGGCCAGACAACUAUCAAUAUACAGAAUCCAAGCGUUAAAAAUGGCCAACUCAGUGAAGCAUUCAUGCGAAUUCAAGGGGGAACUGCAGAUUCCAUUCAAACAGGAUGGAUGGUGAAUCCAACGCUACAAGGUGAUAAUCUCACUAGACUGUUUUCCUUCUGGACUAGUGGCAAAAGUGGUUGUUUUGAUAUGCUAUGUCCGGGAUUCAUUCAAGUUGACAAAGAAAUCUCUCUCUCCACUGCAUUUCGCAAUAUCUCUGUCUAUGGAGGCCAACAAUUUGAUUUCAACUUUCUUGUAUUUCAGGAUGUAGAAAGCAGGAAUUGGUGGCUUAAAGUAGGUGACAGGCAUAUAGGCUAUUGGCCAAAGUCCCUCUUCACUUAUUUAUCAGGGUCAAGUGUUACGGAGGUUUUAUGGGGCGGAGGGGCAUUCAGCAUCCCGAAGGCGAAUGUUACAAGUCCAGCCAUGGGAAAUGGUCAUUUUGCAGAAGAAGGUUUCAAGAAGGCUGCCUAUGUGCAAAGUAUUAGAAUUGUAGACGAAUUCAACACACUCAGGCCUCCCGAUACGCGAUUAAUGCAAUUAUUCAGUGACAACCCUAGUUGUUACACCAUACGUCCUUUUAUGGAUGCAUUUAGAUUCCUAUACGGGGGCCCCGGAGGAAACUGUGGACUGUAAUGUAACUGGCUUUUUAUGAAAUAAAAGUGGUAAUAUUUAAAUGGA